Molecule: messenger RNA, 999 nt
Organism: Porites evermanni
Lineage: Eukaryota; Metazoa; Cnidaria; Anthozoa; Scleractinia; Poritidae
Source: the annotation of a GenBank genome assembly
AUGGUCAACAUUAUUGGUGAAGAGGAGAUGGCAAAGGAGCUAAGCUCUCGAAGUUUGCUUUUGAUCUCUGUGGAGGCUGGAUUGAUGCUACUGCUUAACAUAUCGUCAUUACUAGGAAAUCUUUUAACCUGUAUAGCGGUGUACAGGAAUACAAGGCUCCGCACAACAACCAACAUUGAUAUCGCAGCCUUAGCUGCCGUAGAUUUGCUUUCUGCUAGUUUGGCCUUACCAAUGUCAACAGGAGUUCUAAUCUCUGGACGAUGGCCGUUUGGGGAAGCACUGUGCAAGAUAAACGUGUUUAUAGUUACAUAUGUGACGUACAUUUCACCCGUAAUUAUAGGCUUGACAGCGUUGAACAGAUACGUAAAAAUAUGCAAGACAAAUCAACAGUAUAAAAGGUUGUUUUCGGAGAAUAAGUCUCGCAUUUUGGUCGUGACUGUGUGGCUGUUUAUGGGCGUGUAUGUGGUUAUUAGUCGCCUGAUCGGCCCACAAGAAGUCCAAUUCAGUCCAGGUUGUGCACUCUGUCUCAAUUCACAUUUGAGCCGGUUAGGCAGAGUCAUUCGUCUUGCGAUUAUGGUUGGUUUGUUUUUUACUGUCCCGCUAGCUAUGACCCUGAUCAGCUACGGAAGGGUGAUCAAAAAGAUUGGAAAACACAAAAGGGGCAUCGGCCAUGUUCAUCAAACACACCCACCAACUAUAAGAAUUAGUUCGCGUGAGAUUCGAAUCAACAAGUCGUUGUGUAUAAUAAUAUUCGCUUUUGUACUAUGUUUUACCCCUCUUUGGACCAUUUCUAUUUUAACUCGGCUACGUAUAGUGGAAAAAGUGCCACGAAAUCUGGAAUUGCUUUGUUCUUUUUGCUUGGCGUUGUCCAACACCGUUAACCCUUUCAUUUAUGCAGGGGUAAAUCCUGUGUUCAAAAGGGAGUUCCAGAGGAUACUUCGAUGCAAAUCACCCAACACAAUUCAGGCCAUUUCAACAGAAUCAGCAAGCCGCAGAGCA